Messenger RNA from Zingiber officinale, 3090 nucleotides. Its product is annotated as 1,4-alpha-glucan-branching enzyme, chloroplastic/amyloplastic-like. Gene Ontology annotation, cellular component: cytoplasm. The record is from RefSeq and is a predicted model, not a curated record. Gene Ontology annotation, biological process: glycogen biosynthetic process. NCBI's taxonomy places the organism in Eukaryota, Viridiplantae, Streptophyta, Magnoliopsida, Zingiberales, Zingiberaceae. Gene Ontology annotation, molecular function: cation binding; hydrolase activity, hydrolyzing O-glycosyl compounds; 1,4-alpha-glucan branching enzyme activity. The transcript is spliced from 15 exons. The coding region runs from base 403 to 2790 and encodes 795 amino acids.
GAAUCGCAGGAGAGAGAAGCGAGAGGCGCCUGAGGCCUGAGCCGAACGUUCCCGAAGCAGUUGAGGAAGAAAAAUGCUCAUAUGCUCUUCCUCCUCCCCGCCUCUCUUCCUGCCUCUCCCUUCUUCAUGCCGAACUCUCAAGGUUUCUCUCGUCAUUUCGCUUCGUCAGAUGUUGUUAGAUCCGAAGUUGGCCGUGCUUUUCCUCUAUUUCGUUGAUUUGCCUCGAUUUGCCAUGCAAAUGUAGAUUUUAGUCAAUUUCCGGUACCAAAGGAGCUUCGAGUUUUCAUCAGUCUUGAGGUCGCAAUCUGUCAUGGUUGUGCAAGACGCCAAUCAGCAUUAGUGGCGAAUGUGUCUGCAAGUUUUGCUGGUAGAUUACCUUUCUUUUAUCAGCAAAGAUGGUACAUGAACAACAAGGCUGAACGACAUUUUGCAAUAUCAUCUGUUGUGAAAGAAAACCAAACUAUGACGACUAGCACUGAAGAUGUUCAACUUGGAAUUUUUGAAAUUGAUCCAUCAUUGGAAAAAUUCAAAGACCAUUUCAGUUAUAGGACAAAGAAAUAUGUAGAAACCGAAUCAAUGAUCAAAAAAUAUGAAGGAAGCCUUGAAGCAUUUGCUCAAGGCUACCUCAAGUUUGGAUUCAACAGAGAACAAGAUAGUAUUGUCUACCGUGAAUGGGCUCCAGCUGCACAAGAAGCACAAGUUAUUGGAGAUUUUAAUGGUUGGGAUGGGUCCAACCACAAAAUGGAAAGAAACGAAUUUGGGAUAUGGACAAUUAGAAUUCCAGACUCUGGAGGCAUCCCAUCCAUUCCACACAAUUCCAGAAUCAAAUUUCGGUUCAAACAUGGCAAUGGGAUUUGGGUUGACAGGAUUCCAGCAUGGAUUAGAUUUGCUACUCUUGACCCUACUAGGUUUGCUGCUCCUUAUGAUGGGGUUUAUUGGGAUCCACCACCUUCAGAAAGGUAUGUAUUCAAGCAUCCUCGACCUCCAAAACCUGCUGCUCCAAGGAUCUACGAAGCUCAUGUUGGGAUGAGUGGCCCUGAACCACGUGUAAGCACUUACAGGGAAUUUGCGGAUAAUGUCUUACCUCGUAUUCGAGCAAAUAAUUAUAACAUGGUUCAGUUAAUGGCUAUCAUGGAACACUCUUACUAUGGAUCUUUUGGUUACCAUGUUACCAACUUUUUUGCUGUAAGUAGUAGAUCUGGGACACCAGAGGAUCUCAAGUAUCUUAUAGACAAAGCCCAUGGUUUAGGAAUACGAGUUCUGAUGGAUGUCGUUCACAGCCAUGCUAGCAACAAUGUCACAGAUGGUCUUAAUGGGUUUGAUGUUGGACAAAGCACUCAAGAAUCAUACUUCCAUACUGGAGAAAGGGGUUAUCAUAAGCUAUGGGAUAGCCGAUUAUUUAACUAUGCUAAUUGGGAAGUUCUACGCUUUCUUUUAUCAAACUUAAGAUGGUGGUUGGAUGAGUUCAAGUUUGAUGGCUUCCGAUUUGAUGGUGUGACUUCAAUGCUCUACCAUCAUCAUGGAAUUAACAUGGCAUUCACUGGAAACUACAGUGAGUAUUUCAGUGAGGCUACCGAUGUGGAUGCGGUUGUUUACAUGAUGCUUGCAAACCGCUUGGUGCACAAGGUUUUGCCAGAUGCCACUAUUAUUGCCGAAGAUGUUUCUGGUAUGCCAGCUCUAUGUCUACCGGUCUACGAAGGUGGAGUAGGUUUUGACUAUCGUUUGGCCAUGGCAAUCCCUGACAAGUGGAUCGAUUACUUGAAGAAUAAAAUAGAUAUUAAAUGGUCAAUGAAAGACAUUGCUUGGAGCUUAACAAACAGGCGAUAUACUGAAAAGUGCAUAGCAUAUGCAGAGAGUCAUGAUCAGGCCAUUGUGGGGGACAAAACAAUUUCCUUCCUUCUAAUGGACAAGGAGAUGUAUUCAGGCAUGUCCAAUUUGAAACCUGCUUCGCCUCUCAUUGAUCGAGGAAUUUCACUACACAAGAUGAUUCACUUCAUAACUAUGGCGCUGGGUGGUGAAGGCUACCUAAAUUUCAUGGGAAAUGAGUUUGGCCAUCCGGAAUGGAUUGACUUCCCAAGGGAAGGCAAUGGUUGGAGCUAUGAUAAGUGUAGACGCCAGUGGAACCUUGUGGACACUGAUCACCUAAGAUACAAGCACAUGAAUGCCUUUGAUAGAGCAAUGAAUUUGCUUGAUGAUAGAUUUCACUUCCUUGCAUCAACAAAGCAGAUUGUGAGUAGCACAUCUGAAGAAGAUAAGGUUAUCGUCUUUGAGCGUGGAGAUUUGGUUUUUGUGUUCAAUUUCCAUCCAGAGAACACCUAUAGCGGAUAUAAGGUUGGCUGUGAUUUGCCGGGGAAAUACAGGGUCGCACUCGAUAGUGAUGCUCCGGAAUUUGGCGGACAUGGACGAGUUGGCCAUGAUGUAGACCAUUUUACAACUCCUGAAGGAAUUCCAGGAGUCCCUGAAACAAACUUCAACAACCGUCCCAACUCGUUCCAAAUCCUAUCCCCUGCCCGCACUUGCACGGUUUAUUACAAAGUUGAUGAAACUGCUGAGCAACCCGGUGAAGAAACAGCCAUAAGUGAAACAACGGUGUCAGGGAUUCUGGAUCAAUCCGAAACUUAUGAAACCACUGAAAUCCUCCUAGGUGAAGAAACAACUGAAAUAGCAACGUUGGCCCUGGAUGAUUCGAAGAUUGAUGAGACUGCUGAAUUGUCGAGUGACAACAGACCAACAGAGGAUUCUCUUGAUCAAACUCCUUUAGAAGAUCGUUCAGGUGAAAUUAGAGAUUGAGCAUCAAACAGACAAGGAAAACUCUCUUCCUAAUUAUCUUGGUUGAAAAAGAAAAAUGCUCUGUUAAAGGACAUUUAACAUAUGAAAAAAAAUAUGGGUAAAUGUACAUAGAUCUAUUAGAGAUGGCCUGUUUUUUAAGGCUGUGGUUGACGGAAGGAGAAAAGUGAGCAAGAAAGAAAUUCUUUCAUUUUGGGGGAAUCGUCGAGGGAACUGAAACACUUCUAAAUUUAAGUCUCCCUGUUUGAAAUUGCUUAAUUAAAACUCCCUCAUCUAUUGUAUAAAAUAUUGUUUUUCCUAUCA